AUGCGUCCCAAUAGCAUCUUGGCUGCCCUGGCCAUCCUCAAUGGCCUGGCCUCUGCCAGCGCUAUCAUUUACCCCAAGCAUGGUGAAAAGGACGUCUUCAAGCAUGAUGGCCUUCGCCAUAAGGACCACCAAAAGGGCUACCACAAGGACUACUUCAAGGACCAACACAGGGACCACCACAGGGACAAGCACCACAAGGACGCCCACGUUGAGGUUGACAAGUUCAAGAUCAAGGAUGACAUCAAGUGCCCCCACAAGCAUGAACAUCACUGCAAGGGUGAUCACUGUGACAGGAAGUCCUGCCAUGAGUGCAAAGGCGAGUGGGCCAAGCCCGGAUGCCAGCACUGCAAGCCCGAGAGGCCUUGCCACGGCCCCAACUGUCACCGUCACCACAAGUACGUGGACGUUGAAGUCAUCAAGGAGAAGGAGAAGGAGAGGCCGAAGCAGGUUGAGGUAAUCAAGGAGCUCAAGGAGAAGGAGGUCAUCAAGGAGCUCAUUGAGAAGGAGAAGGAGAAGGAGAUCAUCAGGGAGAAGGAGAACGCGAUCAUCAAGGAGAAGGACAAUAAGAUCAUCAAGGAGAAGGACAAUGAGAUCAUCAAGGAGAAGGAUGAUAAGAUCAUCAAGGAGGAGAAGCCUCAGACGCUGAUCAAGGUGGAGACCAAGGUCAAGGUUGAGACUAAGCCUUGCAUCACCCAGACUCAGGUGCAAGUCCAGACCCAGACCGUCGUCCAGAAGGCCACUGCUUCUCCCCCUUGCCCCUCUCUACCCCUUCCCCCGGUCAAGAACAUCACUCCUCCAGUUCCUUGCCCUCAGCCUCCAGCUCCGGUUCCCGUUCCCGUUCCUGUACCCCAGCCGGCUCCGAAGCAGCCUUCGCCAUCUUGCCCCCAGCCUCAGCAGCCCAAGCCCUCUUCGGCGCCUGCACCUGCUCCUCCUUCCAACAACAUCAGCGGCCCAAGCAGCCCAGUUCCGAUCCCCGUUGCUGCUGGUGCGAAGAGCGUCAUCUCCCUGGGCACUCUCGCCAUCAGUCUUGUUGUGGGCUACUUCCUGUUCUAA
This is a messenger RNA of Clonostachys solani, 1053 nucleotides long. The record is from the annotation of a GenBank genome assembly. Lineage: Eukaryota; Fungi; Ascomycota; Sordariomycetes; Hypocreales; Bionectriaceae.